UAUUUCUCGUUAAUAACACAGUAGUCAUCUAAUUACAUUAUAAUUCAAUUAACGUAAUAACUUAUUAAACGUUAUAUUAUAUAUUAAAUUGUUUAUAAUAAUAUUAAAUAUUUAUAACAAAAAUUACGAAACUCUAAAAAAAAAUUAAAAAAAUAAUAAAAUGUAUUUCAAACAAAUUUUUGUAGAGUUUAAAUUAUAUAUGAAUCCAAAAACGCAUUAUACUACGCCAUAAAGAAUAAUUCAAAUUAAAAGAAAAAUAUCACCACUGCAUCAGGUUUUAUUUAAUAUAUCCUAAACUGCCAUGUCCAUACUAACAUUCUCGCGUGUAAAAAUUUUAUUCGGAACGGUUAUAAUCUGCUUACUAGUGUUAUAUUUUGUCAACUAUUACAAUCUAAUUACUACCAGGCCACGAUAUGUUCCAUCAACCAAACCUGAGCCAAAACCUCACAGCUACUUAUCCGAUAAUCAGUCUAUGGUUGAUACUAAAAAUCAAACCAAUUUAAUUGAAAACAAACACGUUAAUCUCGUCAAUUUCUCGUUGUGUCCAGAAAUACUACCUGCCUUAGAUGAAAAAGUUAACUUGCUUGUACCUGAUCGGAUGGACUUGGGAGAUGUGGAGCUACAGUUAUCACGGUUGAGGAUUUUAAAAGGAGGUCACCAAAUGCCCUUGGACUGCGAAGCGAGAUAUAAAAUUGCAAUCUUAGUGCCUUAUAAAAAUCGAAUGGAUAACCUCUGCACGUUCCUUUUAAAUAUACAUCCAUUUUUAACAAAACAAAAAUUAGAUUACACUAUUUUUGUCAUAGAACAGUUCAACGAUGGAAAAUUUAACCGGGGCAAGUUACUGAACAUUGGGUAUACCGAAGCAUUAAAGUUAAACAAUUUUGAUUGUUUCUUUUUACAUGACGUAGAUCUCUUACCGACGAAUUACAGUAACAUAUAUAGUUGUCCGGAUCGACCAAGACAUAUGGCAACAGCUGUUGAUAAAUAUGGAAGCAGAAUGCCGUACAGCGAUUACUUUGGUGGAGUGGUGGGCAUAAAACGAACGCAGUUUGAGUUGGCCAACGGAUUCAGUAACAAGUACUGGGGAUGGGGUGGCGAAGAUGAUGAAUUUUUGUUGCGGAUCGAGCAUCACAAUCUAGGAUUUACCUAUUUGCCACUGGACGUGGGACGUUAUCAUUCAUUGUUACACUACAAACAAGAUCCCAACCCUGAAAGGCACACUCUCCUUCAAAACAGCUUUUACCGUUUCAAGACGGACGGACUUAACAGUCUCAAUUAUAAAAUAAAAUCUCUGGAGAUAUUAUCACUAUACACGCACUUUCUGGUGGACCUGCUUGAGAUGCAAAUCUGAUAGAAAAUAACGAAAUUCACUGGUUAAAAUGCCACUUCAAUCUACAAAUCUCUCACACACACAAACACACUCUCUUCUUCUAUUCAUCGCGUUCUCUUUGAGAUAGCCACAACAUAGCGUAUUUAAGUAUUAAAUAAAAAAAAAAAAACAUUUACAAUUUAAAAUAUGCAUAAUUUAAUUAUACCAUAUAAAAUGUUGUAUAUAUUUUUUUCUAUUUUCAAUUUAAUUGUGUAUAAUUUAUCAUAUUAAACAAUCAACGUUUACGUUAUCGAUUAACUAAGUACUAAACUAAAAUACAAACAGGUAUUGUGCUUUGCACACAGACUUGAAUUAAAUGUAUAAAAUGUUGUGCGAUUGUACGUCAUACGAAUUGAUAACGCCAGACGAAAUAGAGGUAAAUAAAAAUCAAAAUUAAUUAUUGUUCUAAUCAUCAUAAUUUUAGAAAUGGUCAUAAUAUUACUUCUAAGUAUAUUAUAUUAAAAUUAAAGUAUUGGUUUUAGUUAUUAAAAAAUUAGUACUAAUUUAAUAAAUAUCUAAACUUGUAACUGAAACAUUAUAUUUUACAGCUAGUUAAUAAUAAUUUAGUUAGGAAUAUACAUACGUAGAUACUAUAAGUACACAGAUAAAUUAUAAGAGAUCGAAUGUCUAGUUUCGCCCUGAUUGGAAUGAUAAUUGACUAAAAGAUUAUCCUAAAUUGUAUUAUGUAUUUAUAUACAAUAUUCCUAGAAUAUCAUUAAAAAAUAUUAUGUCGUUGUAAAAUAUGUGUAAAAAAAAUUAACUUAUAUUCAUUUAAAA
This is a messenger RNA of Rhopalosiphum padi (bird cherry-oat aphid), 2146 nucleotides long. RefSeq names its product beta-1,4-galactosyltransferase 4-like. The record is from RefSeq and is a predicted model, not a curated record. Gene Ontology annotation, biological process: carbohydrate metabolic process; glycosphingolipid biosynthetic process. Gene Ontology annotation, molecular function: N-acetyl-beta-glucosaminyl-derivative 4-beta-N-acetylgalactosaminyltransferase activity. Lineage: Eukaryota; Metazoa; Arthropoda; Insecta; Hemiptera; Aphididae. Bases 302 to 1351 code for a protein of 349 amino acids. The transcript is spliced from 7 exons.